This is a messenger RNA of Anastrepha ludens (Mexican fruit fly), 2686 nucleotides long. RefSeq lists its product as uncharacterized. NCBI's taxonomy places the organism in Eukaryota, Metazoa, Arthropoda, Insecta, Diptera, Tephritidae. The transcript has a single exon. The record is from RefSeq and is a predicted model, not a curated record. Bases 1929 to 2276 code for a protein of 115 amino acids.
UCUUACAAUUUCAAUCAAGGUGGAUUUAUUGCAGGUGAAGGCAUCCACCCAGCUGACCUUUUCACCGUAGUUCGGAAUAACGUCAACAUUUCGUGUUUUGUUUACGUUCGUUUGAAUGGUUGUUUGGCACUUACCAGCACAUUAUAAUUCAAUAUUAUUUACGAUUGCUGAGCUUUUGAACUCCGUACGGAGUUGCCUGUCUCCCAUCGGAUGCGUUCUUACGUGGCGUAUAGGAGGAUUCUCGGCAGAUAUGCAGGGCAGGUGGAAAAUAAAAUACCAUUCGCGGACCAAAAUAGGCGAACAUCUGCUUAGAAGUAUAUUUCAACUAAGAAAAAUGCUAAGUGUAAGCACUUACUUGGGCCAGCGUCUGACUCAGAAUGAGCGGCAGAACCACAACGGAGUUGACUAAAAGUAGUCAAAAUGGGCCUCAUGCUACAAUAAUGGAUACUGGACUGAAAUGGAUACUGACUCUAGUAGGAGUAUUUCGUCAUAGGAAAAGUCUUGAACUGAUGAUGUGAGCUGGUAACUGUAGUGGCUGUCCCAUUAAUAUGUGUAUUGAUUGAAACCUCAAUGAAACUGCGGCACAGAUAUUGCUACAGUAAAACCGUGGCAGGCUUUGAGGUACUUUCUCAGUUGGUGGUACAGGUGAGGUUGAGAUUGCUCCCUUUUACCGUACUCAUAAGAUCAUGUGUCAACCCUCGUGUCGGCGUCCCUGCAUUGCAAAGAUAACCACGGGGUCGUAAAGGCGACUGCACGUACGAACUAGGAUGGCCAAACACACAAAAAGGGCGAACGCGCCAAUUACAAUAUAUAUAUAUAAUAUAUAUGUAACAGUGGCAACGGUGGUUGGCAGAGCAUAGUACAGCAUAGAGGCAAUGGUAAAAUAGCCGCGUAGUUAGGCAGCAGUCGGCAAGUCGUCGCGGCGUGAAGCGGUUGUGCAUUAAAAACAUAAAAUAAAUUACCUUUUAACUUUUGAAUUGUACCCAAUAAAUACAGUUAAAUAAAAUACCAAGUGUUACCUUGUUAAAUAAACGAACUUAAGUCUUUUAUUUAUUACAUAUGGGGGCUCGUCCCAAACAACGCAAAUAAACGCGUGUGAUUUCCACUACAUAUCUAUAAAUGAGGGUGAUUUAAAAUUUGAUUGAACAAAAUUAGUUGCGAUAAAUUAAUAAAAGUGCAUAAUCUGAACGAAUCUAUGUGCGGUAAAUUAGCAAAAGUGCAUAAAUAAAGUGUUGUGUGUGUGCGGCAACUGAUUGGCGUAUGUAAUUUUAAGCAGAAGUUCAUAAGAAUACCCUAGGUACGAGAUAAGUGCGAAUCGUGCCCUUGAAGUUGUAUACAUAAAAAUAACAGUAGUUGCGGCGCGAAACUAGCGAAAUAUAUAGCACAUAAACAUAACAGUAGUUGCGGCGCGAAACGAGCGAAAUAUAUAACACAUAAACAUAACAGUAGUUGCGGCGCGAAACGCGUGAAAUAUAAAACACAUGCAAAGUGCACAGCGUUGAUGGCAAGCAGCGGCAGCACAUACAACACACGUCAAGGCACUUCACAAAAUAUAGCGAAAACCGAAAACGACAGCAAAAGCAGCAGUAACAAGGAGGGACAGCUACAGCACGAAGAGGUGAAGCAGAAAAUGAAAAAGGAAAAGAAGUACAUGAAAGAAGCACAUAGCGAAACAGUAGGGUGAGAACAACAAAAUAUGCCGAACGAAGACAAUUUACAAAUAACGGAGCUAGUACGGCUACUGGCUAAAAAAAUUUAAAUAGAAGAGCAGCACAAUAGAACUGCGAAAAAAAGUGCAGAAAGCUUCGGGAAAAUUAUUCCCGAGUGUGAUGGAAGCAGUAUACCAAUAAAAAAGUGGUUCGAAAAUUUUGACAUUAACAGCAUACGAACUUAAUCCAAAACAAAAAUAUGUGCAAGCGCGCGCAAAAAUGACGUCGGUCGCAAAACUAUUCUUAGAGUCAACGCAAAUAACCGAAUACGACGAGUUAAAAACGGCAUUAAUAGAAGAAUUCGCGAAAGAAUACAAUAGUGCGGAAGUGCAUAAGAAACUGUCGGAACGCGUCAAAAAGAACACAGAGUCGUUUCACGAGUAUUUGUUACACAUGCGUAAAAUUGCCUCACUAAGUGAUAUUGAGGAAACGUCUAUCGAUCGCUACGUUGUCGAUGGUUUGCGUAUAAAAAGUGAAAUCAAACAUCUCCUGUACAGGUGUAAAACAUAUAAAUCGUUACAAGAAGAAUACGAAAUUUUUGAACACUUUAUCAAAGACGAAAGAUAGUACAACGGGGAGCGCGUAAACAAGAUCGACAAACCUCAAGUCGCGGACAAAAAUUCACCUAUAGAAAAAAAAGAACACUGUUUCAAUUGCCCCAAAUCAUAAACGAAAGGACUGUCGUUCUGAGACAAAGUGCUUUAAGUGUAACAAAUUCGGACAUACGUCCAAGGAGUGCGAAAACAGGUCAAAAUUUGUUAAUGUCGUGGUUGAAAAAGAACGCGUAAAAGACGUUUCGGUGAACGGUGUUCACAUAAAUGCGCUCAUAGAUACGGGAUCAGAUGUUACGAUAAUGUCAAAAACAACUUUCGAAAAAUUGAAUAGCGUCGAUCUGCAAAAAAGUGAUACUACGUUGUUCGGUCUCGGUAAUGUAAAAACUAAAUCCGUUGGACGUUUUGUAGGCGAAAUAAGCGUCG